This is a messenger RNA of Varanus komodoensis (Komodo dragon), 1001 nucleotides long. RefSeq names its product ficolin-2-like. Bases 1 to 933 code for a protein of 310 amino acids. The transcript is spliced from 8 exons. Lineage: Eukaryota; Metazoa; Chordata; Lepidosauria; Squamata; Varanidae. The record is from RefSeq and is a predicted model, not a curated record.
AUGGGGAAGGGCAGGACGGUAGCCCACCUCUCCCUGCUCUGUCUGCUGGCGGGUGCUUGUGGGACGGCCCUGAACACCUGCCCAGAGGUGCAGCUGGUGGGCCUGGGUGGCGAAGAGAAACUCACCAUCCUGCGUGGAUGUCCCGGCACCCCUGGCGCAGCAGGACCCCCGGGGACCCCAGGCAUCCCCGGCGCCAGAGGUGAGAAAGGCCCCCAGGGCUUCCCUGGGAAAAUGGGGUUUCCCGGGCAAAAAGGAGAAAAAGGCGACCCCGGAGCCCCAGGACCGGCGGGUGCACGGAACUGCAAGGAGCUCCUGGCCCAGCACGUGGUCCUGAGUGGCUGGUACACCAUCUACCCCCAGAACCGCAUGCCCCUGGCGGUGCUGUGCGACAUGGACACGGACGGAGGCGGGUGGACUGUGUUCCAAAGACGAGCGGAUGGCUCUGUGGAUUUUUACAGGGAUUGGAACACGUACAAGAGUGGAUUCGGGAGCCAACUGACAGAAUUCUGGCUGGGAAAUGACAAUCUGCACCUCUUGACCUCUUCUGGACAGAACGAACUGCGCAUCGACCUCACUGAUUUUGAUAACAGACAGGCGUUUGCCGAAUAUGACUCUUUCAAGGUUUUGGGAGAAGAGGACCAGUACAGGCUGGUUCUUGGGCAAUUCACCAAAGGCACCGCAGGCGAUUCUUUGUCCGCGCACAAAGACAUGCCUUUCUCCACCAAAGACCGCCAGCAGGACCCCAAGAACAAGCGAUGCGCGGAGACAUACAGAGGCGCCUGGUGGUACAACGACUGCCACACCGCCAGCCUCAACGGCCGGUACUGGCAGGGGCCUCACAACUCCUUCGCCGAUGGAGUGAACUGGAAAAGCGGCAAAGGCUACUGGUAUUCCUACAAGCGCUCGGAGAUGAAAUUCAGGCCGCGGGAUUGAGUGAGGAGAGAGCGGCCGAGUCCCACGGCAGCAGCGCUUAGCUGGAUGCUCCCGCACACGCUCUUCUU